This is a messenger RNA of Hibiscus syriacus, 1340 nucleotides long. RefSeq names its product serine/threonine-protein phosphatase PP1 isozyme 4-like. NCBI's taxonomy places the organism in Eukaryota, Viridiplantae, Streptophyta, Magnoliopsida, Malvales, Malvaceae. Gene Ontology annotation, molecular function: protein serine/threonine phosphatase activity. The record is from RefSeq and is a predicted model, not a curated record. The transcript has 4 exons. Bases 85 to 1026 code for a protein of 313 amino acids. Gene Ontology annotation, cellular component: nucleus; cytoplasm.
AAGGGGAUCAUUUAUCUGUCCCGUUUAACUUUUUAGUUCUAGGGUUUGGUUUAUUCAGGUGGCCGUUGAAGGAGGAGGGAUCUAAUGGCCGCGGUACAAGGGAUGGACCCGGCGGUGCUAGACGAUAUAAUCAGACGGCUGACGGAAGUCCAAUCAGCCAGGCCAGGGAAACAAGUGCAAUUAUCCGAAUCCGAGAUCAAGCAGCUUUGCGUUGCUUCAAAAGACAUCUUCUCUCAACAGCCGAAUUUGCUUGAACUCGAAGCACCCAUCAAAAUUUGUGGUGACAUACAUGGGCAAUAUAGUGAUUUGUUAAGGCUGUUUGAGUAUGGGGGUUUUCCACCUCAUGCCAAUUACCUAUUUCUAGGCGACUAUGUGGAUCGUGGCAAGCAGAGUUUGGAAACGAUAUGUCUUUUACUUGCUUAUAAGAUAAAGUAUCCGGAGAACUUUUUUCUAUUGCGAGGAAACCAUGAAUGUGCAUCUAUUAAUCGGAUAUAUGGAUUUUAUGAUGAAUGCAAGCGACGGUUUAAUGUGAGACUUUGGAAAAGCUUUACUGAUUGUUUUAACUGCCUUCCCGUGGCUGCUCUUAUAGACGACAAAAUAUUGUGUAUGCAUGGUGGUCUUUCCCCUGACUUGACAAACCUGGAUCAAAUUAGAAACUUAUCUCGACCAACUGCAAUUCCUGACACCGGUUUGCUGUGUGAUUUGCUUUGGUCUGACCCUGAUAGAGAGGUGAAAGGAUGGGGAAUGAAUGACAGAGGAGUUUCAUACACCUUUGGUCCAGACAAGGUGUCUGAAUUCUUGGCAAAGCAUGAUUUAGAUCUUGUCUGCCGUGCACAUCAGGUUGUGGAGGAUGGUUACGAAUUCUUUGCUGAUAGGCAACUUGUUACAAUAUUUUCAGCACCCAACUAUUGUGGUGAAUUUGAUAAUGCUGGUGCAAUGAUGAGUGUCGAUGACAACCUGAUGUGUUCUUUCCAGAUUCUCAAGCCAGCAGAGAAAAAAGCAAAGUUCAUGUCCACUAAAAUGUAAUGGUUGCAGCUAUCAACAUAUAAUGGCGUGCAAGUCUCUACGAAGUUAUCCUUAUCAGUCCCCAAAAAUGGUUGAAACUGAAGAUUGCAGGCUCCGAACUCUUGCCAGAAGAGAUGUAAGCGACGCCUUUGUGGACACCGUUUUGUAGGGUAAAAACGUUUCGAGUCUGCUCUCGUGUAGCAUAACCCACAACUCUAUAUUUUUCUUUAUAGCAGUUAAUCUGCUGUGCAUGUAUAGAUAUAUCUGGUCUGGCAGCUCAUAGGUGUGCUCCGAGUUGUUGGAACAAAUAAAAAGAAUGUGGCCGUGUUCGUCCU